AGGGGGAGAGAGAGGAGCUCCUCCAGCGGACCAGGGAGAGAGAGAGAGGGAGAGAGCGGUGAGGAAUCCCAGCAGCCCCCCCAGGAGAGCGAGAGCCGGACCGGCUGGACCCCCGGAGGAGGACCCGAGAGGGAGCCACGUUGCCACGGGAGAGGCCUCCGUCCAGGGCUGCAGGAUGUUCACUUCAGUGAAGGCCUUCGAGGGGCAGCAGUACUCCACCCUGAAGAGGCAGUGCUUGCAGAGUGGCCUGCUCUUCGAGGACCCCCGCUUCCCCGCCUUCGACGACUCGCUCUUUAUUCACGGCAACAGGAUCGGACGCGUGGUGUGGAAGAGACCUCGGGAGCUGUGUGAGGACCCUCACCUGUUUGUUGAUGGCAUCAGUGCCCACGACCUCCAUCAGGGGCAACUGGGUAACUGCUGGUUCGUGGCGGCGUGCUCCAGUCUGGCGUCCAGAGAGUCACUGUGGCAAAAGGUCAUCCCAGACUGGAAGGAGCAGGAGUGGGACACAGAGAAGCCAGAAUCCUACGCCGGGAUUUUCCACUUCCGCUUCUGGCGCUUUGGCGAGUGGGUGGAUGUGGUGAUUGACGACCGGCUACCGACGGUGGACAACCAGCUGGUCUACUGCCACUCCAACGACAGCAAUGAGUUCUGGAGCGCCCUGGUGGAGAAGGCCUAUGCCAAGGUUUAUGGUUGCUACGAGGCUUUGGACGGGGGAAACACGGCCGACGCUCUGGUGGACUUCACCGGGGGCGUCUCGGAGCCCGUGGACCUGCUGGAGGGUCAGAUGGCGACGGACGAAGUGGCCCGUAACCAGCUGUUUGAACGAGUUCUCAAAGUCCACAACAGGGACGGCCUCAUCAGCUGCUCCAUCAGGGCGACCACGAUCGAGGACAUGGAGGCACGGCUGGACUGCGGCCUGGUCAAAGGCCACGCGUACGCUGUGACCGACGUACGGAAAGUGCGGCUGGGUCACGGACUGCUGGCCUUCUUCAAAUCGGAGAAGCUGCAGAUGAUCCGCAUGAGGAACCCGUGGGGGGAGAAGGAGUGGAGUGGCCCGUGGAGCGACAGUUCGGAGGAGUGGAACAAAGUGAGCAAGAGCGAGCGGGAGAAGCUGGGAGUCACGGUGCAGGACGACGGCGAGUUCUGGAUGACGUUCGACGACUUCUGCCAGUACUUCACCGACUUGAUCCUGUGUCGCCUCAUCAACACGUCCUACUUGAGCAUCCACAAAACCUGGGAGGAGGAGGUGAUGAGGGGCUCCUGGGUCCAUCGCCAGGACCCCCUCCGCAACCGGUCGGGGGGCUGCAUCAAUCACAAGGCCACCUUCCUGCAGAACCCUCAGUAUGUGUUUGAUGUGAAGAAGGUGGAGGAUGAGGUGUUGAUCUGCUUACAGCAAAAAGAAAAGAGAGCAACACCCAAAGAGGGAAAAGGGGAAAACCUCGCCAUUGGCUUCGAUAUUCACCGGGUGGAGCUCAAUCGGAAGUACCGUAUGCACUCGGCCCAGCAGAAAGUAGCGGGCUCCAUCUACAUCAACUCGCGCUGCGUCUUCCUCAGGAAGGAGCUGAAGGAGGGCCGCUACGUCAUCAUCCCCACGACGUUUGACCCGACGCAGCAGGGCGAGUUCCUCCUGCGUGUCUUCACUGAUGUGCCUUCAGACUGCAAAGAGCUGACCCUGGACGACCCUCCUCAGACGUGUUGGACGGGGAUGUGCGGCUACCCUCAGCUGGUCACUCAGGUCCAUGUACUGAACGCCGAGGGGCUGCAGGGGCAGGACUCCAACGGAGCUGUGGAUCCGUACGUGAUCAUCACCUGUGAGGGGGAGAGGGUCCGUUCUCCGGUUCACAAGGACACACGGUGCCCAAACUUUGACAUCAAAGGCCUGUUCUACCGCAAGAAACCUAAAGAGGGCAUCCACAUCGAGAUCUACAACAAGAACAUGAUCGUGGACACCUUCCUGGGUCAGGUCAUCAUGUUCAGCGACCCCAACGAGCGGCAGGAGCAGCUCACGCUUCACCUCCGCGACAAGGGCAACCGCCAGGACAACGACCUCCCGGGCACGCUCACUGUGCGCCUCAUCACCUCCACCACGCUCACCAACAUCUGAUGGGAUCGUUUACAGCGACUAUAAUGAUCGACGCGCAAAGCGGCGUUCGACCGUUCUCUGUCACCGUUCAUCCUCCGAAACCGUCGUGGGAGCUCACUGUGCCGCUUGCGCUCUCUUUGUUUCUCUUAUAGUUUCCCCCCUGUUUUCUUCUUACCAGUGUUUUUUAAAGGCCUAAACCUUUAUCUGCAAAUGGGAGGCGUCCAUAUCUGUGGGUUUGAACACAUUCCUGUCAUUUAUUUAGCGUUCACUUGAGACAUGACAGAUUUUUUAUUUAUUUAUUUUCGCCAGAAUCUCCAUCAAAGUCUGAGCUACAGAUUUUCAAGACAAGGCCUUUUGUUAUCCUGACGGAUUCACUUAAUCCGUCUGAAUCUAAUCUACAAAUAUAUCUUUUCCUUUCUCCUCAACACUCGCGAUGCACAUAAAAUACACGUAUGCAGACGUUCCUGCACUCGCCAUGCAUGUGCCAAUGUUUCCAAGGGCUAUGCAUUGCCUUAAGGCUGAGUCUCUCCACCUUGAGGAGAUUUGAGGGGGUUGUGUUACAUGCUCCUUUACGUUCUCCGUCGGCUUCCCUCCGUGGUAGCACAGCCUCCAUUUGUGACUCUGCAUCCGUCCCACCUCUGUCCUCUUAGUUGUGAUGUCUGUCUCCUGUAUAUCAACAUAUAAUGUAUACUCUUUUAUAUCCGUGUGAUGAUCCCCC
Molecule: messenger RNA, 2801 nt
Organism: Hippoglossus stenolepis (Pacific halibut)
Lineage: Eukaryota; Metazoa; Chordata; Actinopteri; Pleuronectiformes; Pleuronectidae
Gene: capn5b
Product: calpain 5b
Exons: 13
Coding region: 176-2104 (642 amino acids)
Biological process (GO): proteolysis
Cellular component (GO): cytoplasm
Molecular function (GO): calcium-dependent cysteine-type endopeptidase activity
Source: RefSeq, a predicted model, not a curated record